Vitrella brassicaformis is the source of this 1413-nucleotide messenger RNA. NCBI's taxonomy places the organism in Eukaryota, Vitrellaceae. The record is from the annotation of a GenBank genome assembly.
AUGACCGUCAGCCAGCAGCAGGUGCACCUCGCCGUCCUUGAGAGCAGCACCCACGGUCUGCACAUGCUCAUGGACGACCCAGCUGUGCCCGCCUGGCUGGCAGAGGAUGGCCGCAUGCGGACCUCGGCCAUGACGAUGAAGCUCCGGCAUCUCAAAGAAGAGCUCAGCAGGAUUGUUGAUAAGGAACCGACAGGCGACACUGCCACCAAAGAGCUGCCCGAGGCAAGAUCUAUGCCCUCGUCUCUGCCAUCUUCCUUGUCGUAUGUCGUGUGUCCCAUGUGAGCAGGUGUUGAAAGAGUCGCGUGAGAUGUUCGACCGCCAGCUGAUGGAACACGAAGACGUGGCGCAGAAGGCAAUCAGGUCUUUUGCAAAGACGAUCCUUGCUCUUGUCUAAUUGGCCAUCUUGUCUAUUUAGAAUUCGUGACCAGCGGAUUGCCGAGCUCGAGCGACAGCUUGGAGGCGCGGCGGGCGACCAACCUGCCCAAACGAGCAAGUGCCCUGAGACCACACAUGAGCCGCAGAUGUCUCUACGCCUGUAUUGACUAUCUGUGUGUCACAUACACACCAACAGGGACUCUGUGCUGCUAUAUCCCAUGCGACUGUCUGACGGCGGUGCUGCGGAUGCCUCCAAGGAGCGCGAGGCCCUCGAAUACCUCAGAUCCAAAGUCACCAACGUCAUUGAGAGCUUCGAGGUGGGCGAGAAGGACAAAGCCCUUACCGGCCUCUACGAACUGCUGCAGGCAGUGGACGAGGUGCAGAAGGGCGGCCUGCGGAAGCUCUCCUUCCUCAAAGAAGCCUUCGACAAGACGCUCACGUCAGCGUGCACACUCACACAUGGAGUCUGCUUGCUAUGUGCAGCCGUGUGCGUGUGUGUCUUCUCUGGGUGGGCAGGCUGAAGCGGACGAUGCUCAAACUUCGCAGCGAUCUGAACCAAGAGGUGGCGCAGAGAGGACAGCUGGAGAGACAGACUGCCAAACAAGAAGAGGUCAGCAGAUGAUGCAUACAUUGACGACUUGAUGGCUGAUUUGUCUUGAUCCCCUUUGGCCAGGAGAUUCGGCGGCUGAAGGCUGAGCUGGAGGCGUGCCUGCAAGACAAACAAGACAGCCAGGCCAAGGCUAUUGCCCGCAUCAGAGAAGACUAUGAGACGUGAGUGUCGCUUAUCUGCCCUCCACAAGAUGACAGACGGACCGGCCAAUCCAUCAAAAUGGUUAUGGGCUGUCUGUGUGUGUAUCUGUGUAUUGACCGCGCAGCAAGAUUACAUCUCUGCAGCGGUCGUAUGAGUUGCAGAUGCAAGACGCACGGGUGGGAAGCAGCACGAAAUACAAAGGUACGCCACACACACACACACAGACAGACAGGCGGCAGGCGUCUCAUCCAGACACCGUGUACGUGUCUGUCUGCCAUUCAGAUUGA